Messenger RNA from Anopheles funestus (African malaria mosquito), 2477 nucleotides. RefSeq names its product synaptic vesicle 2-related protein. The transcript is spliced from 6 exons. Gene Ontology annotation, molecular function: transmembrane transporter activity. The record is from RefSeq and is a predicted model, not a curated record. The coding region runs from base 604 to 2190 and encodes 528 amino acids. NCBI's taxonomy places the organism in Eukaryota, Metazoa, Arthropoda, Insecta, Diptera, Culicidae. Gene Ontology annotation, biological process: transmembrane transport. Gene Ontology annotation, cellular component: membrane.
AUUAAAAUGUGACGACAGACAUCGGCUCUACGUCUUCGCCUUCUGCAUCGCCGAUCGCAACGCAACAAAAGCGCAAACAUCGCUGCUACGAAAUUGCAGCCUUUUUAGUUUGUGAAAAUUGACUCCAAACUUGGAGGUUUUUCGCCCUUGUACGCGUGUGUGUGUGUGUGAUCGUGAUUGUGUAGGUUUUGUGGUCGUGUAUUGUGCCUUUCUUUGGCCACCGUUACGAACAACAGUGUGCAACAAGUGACUCAACAAACACAACGUAACAAACAACAAAACAACCACAAAAGAAAAGCAAAGAAAAAAGGAGAAAUAGAAAAUGUGUGAGAAAGACCCCAUUGCCAGCGAAAGCGUGCUUUGGCAAGUGCAGGUAGUGAUGCGUAUUGUGGCGUAUAAAUAAAAACACACAUAGACAUAGAGCCCGAACUGCGGGCCUGGUGUGGGUAGGAAAGAUUUCUCGGUGUUCGACUCGUGAUAGGAAGUGAUAGCAACAGGGAAGGACAGCAACGUCCAAGCAAGUGACGAACCACAGCCACAUCACAUUAAUUGCAGGUUAUUUUUAUCCGUAGUUCCGAUCGCAAGCACACACCACACGAUAGGAUGAAGCCAAGACGCGUUGGAAUGGCACGAGGCUAUGAGGAGAUGGAUGGUGCAAACGUUCCCCGGCCACCCGGAUCUGCGGGUACGGUUGGAGGCACUUCCGGGGCAGAUUCUACCACAGCCGGAGUGGCAGGAAACCAAUCCUCAACGGCAGUACCCGGCGGAACAAUGCUAAGCGGUGUGGCACCAGAAUUUGAGCUGGCAUCGGUCAGUGUCGUACCGGACGAUACGUACACAGUGACACAGGCCGUCAAUGCGCUUGGAUUUGGCUGGUUUCAGGUGAAACUGUCGCUGUGUGUGGGUUUGUGUUGGAUGGCCGAUUCCAUGGAGAUGACCAUUCUGAGUGUGCUCGGUCCGGCACUGCACUGUGAUUGGGGUAUCUCCCGGUAUCAGCAGGCCCUCGUAACGACGGUGGUCUUCCUCGGCAUGAUGCUUAGCUCCACCUUUUGGGGUCAUCUAAGCGAUCGGUACGGUCGCAAACCGGCCUUAACACUGUGUGGCGUACUGCUUUUCCUGUACGGAUUGCUCAGCUCCGUUGCGCCAAGCUUUGGCUGGUUGCUUCUGCUGCGUGGACUCGUCGGAUUUGCCAUCGGCUGUGUUCCACAAUCAGUAACGCUGUACGCAGAAUUCCUUCCCACAAAACAGCGCGCCAAAUGUGUCGUAUUGCUUGAUUGUUUUUGGGCGCUUGGAGCAUGCUUUGAAGUGGCACUCGCAUUGGCCGUAACACCGACGCUUGGUUGGCGGUGGUUGUUAGGUUUAUCGGCUGCACCACUCUUCAUCUUCGCCAUAAUCACUCCCUGGCUACCGGAAUCGGCUCGCUAUCAUGUUACCAGCGGUCAAAGCGACAAAGCACUGAACACACUCGAACAGAUCGCAAAGGACAACAGGCGACCGAUGCUGCUUGGGCGGCUGGUAGUGGAAGGUCCCAGUGGUUCACGGGGAAGUUUAAAGGCGUUGCUCGGCAGCUCUCUGCGACGCACCACGUUGCUGCUGUGGUUCAUCUGGAUGUCGUGUGCCUUCUGCUACUACGGAUUGGUAUUGAUGUCGACCGAACUGUUUGGCGGCAAGAAUAAAACCAUCACUGACGUAGGCAUGGCGGAUGAUGGCAUUACGAUUGACUGUCAACCGUUGGCCACUACCGACUAUAUGGAUCUGCUGUGGACAACGCUCGCCGAGUUCCCUGGUAUAUUUGCGACCAUUUAUGUGAUUGAAAAGUUUGGCCGCAAGAAAACAAUGGCGUUGCAGUUUCUCUUCUAUGCCGGAUGUGUGCUUAUGAUCACCGUGACGGAAGUGCGUGUAUUCUUGACCAUUAUUUUGUUCAUGGCUCGUGGUGUCAUUGCCGGUCUGUUUCAGGCGGCGUACGUUUACACGCCGGAAGUGUACCCGACCGCGCUACGAUCGGUCGGCGUUGGUGGCUGUUCCGCCCUAGCACGUCUCGGUGCGAUGGCCACACCGUACAUUGCUCAGGUUCUGUUUCAAUCGUCGAUCUGGAGCGCUGUGACCGUGUAUGGCAUAUUCGCAGCGUGUGCCAGUGUUGCCUGUAUGCUGUUGCCUUACGAAACGCGUGGUGCUGAUUUGGCGCACUGAUGGAAAACUCACCUAUACUCAUAACUAUCAACAGAAACCUACCUCUGAACGAGAUCAUCAAGCCCUCGGUUAAGCCGUAGGGCCAUGCGUAGUGGAAUUCUGUUUCCACGACUUUGUUUUGUUUUGUUUCUACGUCGUGUGCUAAGGCUAGGAAGUUUCUUUGUACGUUGUAUAUAACAUCUUGUCGUAUAGUGCUAACCGUUUGUAACGGAUAGUUAUUUAUAUAUCUAUUUAUUUACCAUCAAAAUAUAACACGUUUAAAACCGACCCCGGUCAGUUUGUCCCUA